Molecule: messenger RNA, 414 nt
Organism: Colletotrichum godetiae
Lineage: Eukaryota; Fungi; Ascomycota; Sordariomycetes; Glomerellales; Glomerellaceae
Exons: 2
Coding region: 1-414 (137 amino acids)
Source: RefSeq, a predicted model, not a curated record
AUGCCCACCACAAUCAUUCUGCGAGAAGAUUACCUUUACUUCUGGGCGUAUACCGCAUUCUUCCAGCUCUCCAGAACAAGCCGCAGCAGCCCGUCGUUUGCCUCAAAGCUCGAGGCAGGCCUCCACCGCUUCGGCCUCCUCGAUGCCCACGACGACUGGUGCGGCGAUGUCGUCGAGCUCGCCGCCAUCUCGGAUGCCCGCGACUUUUCGAUAGAGGAGCUGGACACCUGGAACUAUUAUGUGCCAGAGGAUCGCGAAGUGUCAGAGUGGCAUCUGUACUACGCGUUUGUCAUCACGUGGAACAAGGAACACAGUAUUGCUAAGAGGACUGGGUUGGCGAAGGUGUAUCAGCGGGCGUUUGACGUGGCUUCUUUUCACCCUGGCAAAAAGUGGAAGGAGACCACUCUCGGGUAG